Messenger RNA from Exophiala spinifera, 945 nucleotides. RefSeq lists its product as uncharacterized. The coding region runs from base 1 to 945 and encodes 314 amino acids. The transcript has a single exon. The record is from RefSeq and is a predicted model, not a curated record. NCBI's taxonomy places the organism in Eukaryota, Fungi, Ascomycota, Eurotiomycetes, Chaetothyriales, Herpotrichiellaceae. Gene Ontology annotation, molecular function: oxidoreductase activity.
AUGACUUCCCAACUUCCGCCGUGGACGAAAUCAAUUCUUGUCAUCGGCUCCGGCGAACUCGGCUCAGCGAUUCUCCAAGCUCUUCUUUCCCACUCCCUCUACAACGCUGCGGUGAGCAGCAUAAGCCUCCUGGUACGACCAUCCACAUUGUCCAACCCAUCACCUGAGAAGGCCAAACAGCAAGCCGAGUUUCGAGAACUGGGCGUUAAGCUGGUCCCGGGAGAUAUUGAGGUGUCGCAAGAUGACCUUACAGCCUUGUUCCAACCGUACACAUCAGUCCUCCAUGCAGGCGGCAUGUCGUUACCCGCUGGGUCCCUGGUCAAACUCACGCGUGCCAUCCUCGCCGCCGGGGUUCAGUAUUACGUCCCAUGGCAACAUGGCGUCGACUACGACGUGAUCGGCCGACAAGGCGGACAGGGCAUGUUUUCCGAGCAGAUCGAUGUGCGGGAUCUUCUCCGAGCACAAAGUUCGACAGCAUGGGUUGUGCUCAGCUGCGGGGUCUUCACGAGUUUCCUCUUUGAGGACUUCUGGGGCGUCGUCAAGAAGCUGCCCGGGGACAAGGUCCAGGUCACGGCAUUGAACUCCUGGGAAGAUGUUAUCACGACGACGCGGGCAGAAGAUAUCGCGCGGUGCACGGCCGAGUUGAUCUUCAGCGCCGCUGCGCCCGUCAACAAGCCGGUGUACAUUGCUGGAGAUACCUUGACCUACGGGCAAUUUGCAGAUGCUGUGGGACGUGCACUGAACAGAGAAGUCGUUAGACAGGUGUGGCCGUUGGAAUACCUGCGGGCCGAGAGUCGGAAGGAUCCAGCAGACAAGCUGAAGAGGUACAGGGUUGUCUUUGCAGAGGGCCGAGGUCUGAGUUGGCCGAAGGAGAAGACUUGGAAUGCUCAACGAGGGUGGGAGUUGAUGGGGGUGGAAGAAUGGAUUCGCCAGAAUUUUGCAUGA